GCUCGAGCCUGGCACACUCAGUGUGGAAGAGCCAGGGAGCUCCAGCUGGUGCCCCUGAUGAGCACUGAGGGGUGAGGCUGUCCUCCCUCCUCCGCGGCUAAGGCCAUGGGCGGGCGUUGUCUGACUCCAUCUUCCCCGUCGGGGGCCAUAGGCUGGUGAGACAGGUGGAACCUGGUCAUGACUUUUCCAGCGAGGGAAGCUCUAGGACCUCAGAACUCACCAAGGAUUUGUUUGGGGGCGACCAGAGCAGAAGCAGCUUGGGGAACCUGCCACUAAGCGGGGCUGUACUCAUCCAAGAACAGACACCAUCUAUACAUAGUUGGGCCACAGGGGUUACUGUUUGCAGCAGUAGGUUGAGGGCUGCUUGUGCAAGCUGAUCCUCUGCCCAGAAGUGGUGACACGUGCCAAAGGCCACUGCCACAUCACUUCCUUCCCUGAAAGCCCGAGUGAGAACAUAUGCGUGUGUCUCUGUGUGCCGUAGAAGAACUAUGACAGAUGUGAGACUUCUUCCUGUGGUCAGACAUUGUUCCCUUGAAGCUGCCAGGGGAUUCCCAGCCCAAGGAAUAUCCUCAUGUCCGCCCUGUCAUCCAUGAGUCCUGCCUGGGCCUGCCAACACGAGUGGUGGGUGGAUGGGAAGAGGGUCAGGCCCAGGUGAGUAUGCAUUCUGAGAAGGGGUUCCGGACAGUCCUCAGCUCUGGUCCUAGGAGUUUCGAAGGAAGUGGGAGGGCAAACGUGGGCCUUCCACGCUGGGUUCCUAGGGAAUGUGGCCUUUCAAGUACAGCAAGAACCAAGCAGGAUCUUGUCAUCCAUUCUGAAUAAAACUCCGUGAGCUGGGUUGGAAAGCUGAACAUCCAUCUUGCUUUUCUUCUUGCCACCUCUUUCCCCGCAGUCCCUGGGGUUGCCUGGCCUUUGCUGCCUUUUGCUCUUCCCAUUUGAGAGCUGGGGCCUGGGGUGGUUGGCCCUGCCCAACUUCCCUGAGCAAGGUGGAAUGCUGGGCUUUUGUCCUAUAGCAGAAGGGGUCCUGGGCCAUCACUGGGUGACUGUCCUCACCACCUGAGAUCAGCGCCCUGCCACCACCACCCCUCUCAUGGGUCACUCUCAACUUUGGCAUCUGUUACCCAGCUAUGGCUUCCCAGGUCCCCUGUCGCUCAUGCCAGUGAGCCCACCAUCAGAGAGUGGAAUGGGGACAGGAAUCAUCCUUUCACUUUUGUCCUCCCUACCUCCACAUCAGGCCCAUGUGAGAACCGAGGCCAGGCUGUCCACGGCUGUCUCUUCGUACUUCAACAGUCCUGAGUCUCAUGGCCUCCCAGCAGCCUGGCUCUGGCCUUGGUUACACUCACAGGUAGAGAGUCCUGUCUCCUCUCCCUUGCAUCCCCACCCCCUCCCCCAAAGGAUGAUGUCUCAGAAGUCCCAGGCAGCCUUGCCUCCUGACCUAACUGCUGGAGACACUGGUAUUCCUAGGGGGGAGUUUAUCUGUGUCUUACAGCCCAGAAGCUCCUGGUGGGGGAGGAACUGAAAAGAUGAAGAUGUCAGCUAGAGCCCUGGAGAAGAGGAGCUGACUUUUAGUCUCCCACGUCUAAAUUGGGAAUGAGUCCAAUUUUUCCACAGACAUACACACAAAACCCUUGGGGUUGCAGCAGUGUUCCUGACACAUCUUCCAAACCUAAUUCCACCUCCUGGCCUCCCUGGCUCUGUCCCCAGCAUCCUAUCCUCCUGAUCCCAGACGCUCAGGUCUGGCCUUCACACUUGCUCUGUGGAUCACCAGUCCUGGUCUUUCUGCCUCCGCGGACCCUGACAGUGAGCGCCUCACCCGUCUCACCACAGCCCCAGGUGCAUUUGACGUUGUUUAUGUAGCUCUGUUGUUCCAGCCAGUGCUGGGUACGCCCACUCUUCCCUGGGAAGCGUCCUCUCCUCCCCUCAGGGCCAGAGCUUCAGCUUGUGUUGCAAGUGCUCAACUUGUCUGAGAGGUUCCUGGUGACAAGGUCUAGAGGUGCUCUCAGUGUAGCUCCCGUGAUGUGGCUCACAUGGGACCAGACGCAGCUGAUCUGAGCCGUGGAGCUCCGAAAAGGGGGGGUUCCAGAAAGGAGGGCUCUUCAGGGCUUCUUGAGAGCCAGGUAGGGGAAAUAAGAUCUGUAGCUCUGGCCAAGGGGCUGGGAUGACGGAAGUGAGAAGGGUUCAUGAGAGUGAUGGGUGGGUGUUGGGUUGGUGGUUGGAGAGAGUGGGGAGCCUGAGAAAGGCCAGGAUGUGGGUGGGCUGGUGUGACAUUGAGUCUGAAAUGGUCAGAGUGGUCCAACUUGGGGUCCCCAGUGACUAGGAGAGUUGUCCCCUUGAAUAUGGUGUGACUGAAGGAAGAAGCAAGAGGCCUGUUCACGUAGAAGAGCAGAGGUGGACACCAAAGUCGUGACCGUUGGCUGGGACGGAAGAAUUCAUGUGUGAGAGACACUCUCAUUAGUUCAUGUCCUGUGUGCCCCUGGGAGGGUGGGGCUGAGGAUGGUUAAAGACCCCAGGCUGAUACCUGGAGAGUUAGGGGGCCUGGGAGUUAGCAAGGAGAUUCCUGGCCACUAUGAACUCCGGCUCAGGAGGAGGUGCAGUGUGCAGGAACUGUAAGGACUGGGCCCAGACUGCUGUCAUGUAUGUGUGCCUUCUCUUGGCCAGAGCCUGCUCUAGAUUCCCUGAUUAAAUAAAAGUGAAAGUGAAAUUGAAGGGAGAGGGCAGUGCUUUCCCAGAAGGAUUUCACUGUAUAUCCUGCCCCUUCCCAGAACCAGCUCUGGCUGUGGAGAGAGCUUUACCUCCCUUUGUGAGUAGGUAAGUCCCUGGUCCCCUUUGGGCCUUAGUUUCCAUCCCUAUAAUGAAGGGGUUAGGUUGGACUAUAAACCAGUAUAAUGAUGUAAUAAGAGCUAGGGUGGGAAUUCCCCUGGCUUUGUUUCUAGGGGCUGGAAGAGCUCCAGCCUGCACGUGAUGCCGGUCCUCCAGGAGUUGUCAGUUGGAACAGGUGGACAGGACAGAGUAAAUGGCAGUGCCUGGCAGCCCCCUGAAAUAUCAGAUGUAGGGCGGGGCUGUGGAGUCCACAGGAAGAAGGCCACACGUAUGCAUGGGAUCUAAAUAAUAAGCCCUUCAAGACGUGGGAGAAGCAGUUUUUCACCGUCUCCUCCCCCGCCUCCCCAGAGAGGAGGAAGUUGUCACAGAUAUAUAGAGCCAGGCACGCCAGCUCCUGACACACACACCAUGACCAUGAGACAGAACUGGAUUCCAGACUCCAGCCCUCUUUGGGCCCUGCUCCUCUGUGCCCACAUCAUCUCCCACCUGGCCAGAGCCACACCUGUGCCUCAGGCCACCACCGCUGCCACUGCCUCAGCUGGGAUCGAAAAGGACUCCUUCUUCUCCCGGCUCCCAGCACUCCCAACAGCUAAGCAGUGCCCAGCAUUGGAGGUGACCUGGCCAGAAGUGGAAGUCUCACUGAAUGGAACGCUGACCUUGUCCUGUACCGCCUGCAGCCGCUUUCCCCACUUCAGCAUCCUCUACUGGCUGGGCAACGGCUCCUUCAUCGAGCACCUCCCAGGCCGGCUGCGGGAGGGCAGCACCAGGCGGGAGCACAGGGGCACGAGGACCCAGCUGUGGAGCGCCUUGGUGCUGGAGGAGCUGAGCCCCACCCUACGAGACACAAACUUCUCCUGUGUUUUCUCGGAUCCUGGGCAGACUGCCCAGCGUCACCUCGUCCUGGCCCAGCUCUGGGCUGCUGGGCUGAAGACAAGCGUGCCUGCCCACACGAGAAGGCCCGCUCCCCAGCAAGACUCCUCUGCUUCACCAUGCCGAUAGUGAACCCCAGGCUCCGAAGCCUGCUUGAGACGCCACCUCUCCAUUGAGGUCUGUGCACUCUCAGCCCAGGACACACUCUGCAUCGACUUCACGUUGUAUUUGUUUCCUUUGAUGGACUGUCCCAGGGAAGUGAUGUGAGCAGAGGCUGCUUCUGACCCACAGCUGUAUCGCUGUCACCCCAGCAAGGCCCACGAUGGGCUCUCAUAAAUGAUCUCCAAUGGUGGUGUGCUGAUGUCUGCCC
Molecule: messenger RNA, 4057 nt
Organism: Hippopotamus amphibius kiboko
Lineage: Eukaryota; Metazoa; Chordata; Mammalia; Artiodactyla; Hippopotamidae
Gene: IL18BP
Product: interleukin 18 binding protein
Exons: 5
Coding region: 3226-3816 (196 amino acids)
Biological process (GO): T-helper 1 type immune response
Molecular function (GO): interleukin-18 binding
Source: RefSeq, a predicted model, not a curated record